This is a messenger RNA of Pneumocystis jirovecii RU7, 690 nucleotides long. RefSeq lists its product as uncharacterized. The record is from RefSeq and is a predicted model, not a curated record. The coding region runs from base 1 to 690 and encodes 229 amino acids. NCBI's taxonomy places the organism in Eukaryota, Fungi, Ascomycota, Pneumocystomycetes, Pneumocystales, Pneumocystaceae. The transcript has a single exon.
AUGGAUCCGCUAAUAUCGUGGAUUCUUUUUCUUGGUAUAUCAGGAACCGUAUAUAUUGCGCUGCGUGGAAUGCCGUCUUUGGGUUUUUCUAUGAAUGACAAAGCUGCUUCAGGAAGAGCAGAUGGUACAUCUUUUUCUAAGCGGAUACGCAAGCGGCGCCGGAUAGACCGUGCUGUCGAUGAAGUCCGCGAGGUUCGUCUCGAGCAGUGCGAGCAGCGCGAGCAGCGCAUACACAAGGCAGAAAAGCCUCAGCAGGCCGCAGAGCCGCGCAUAGAUAAAGCAGAACCACGCAUAUACCGGCUGGAACAGACGGAACAAGUGCUUCUGCACCCAACAGACGCAUCAGUGAGCACAUCUGUGCAUGUACCUGCAAAUGCGUCUUUUACCACGUCUUUCGGGAGCCGAAAGACUGAGUCGUUGCUGGCGACGCCUACAAAGAAACAAAAGCAAAAUGCACUGAAACGCGAGAAACAAAAGCUGGUCAAGGCGCGUAUGGAGGAAGAGCGUCUUCAGAAUCUUUUUCAGCAUCAAAAGAUGCUUGAAGAAGAACGCCAGCGUACAUUGGCUCAUAAACGGCUAUCAAAGCCAAAUACUCAUGCUUGGCUGCCGCGUGCAGUCUCCGAUGAGUGGACAGUAGUUGGGGCACGGGGUGCACGACAUGCAUCGUCAGUAGCAUCAACGAUGACAUAG